GCCACCAAACACAAAAGAACCAAAUUUGGUACCUCCUCCGACUGGUUUGGCAAGGUCUGGCAGAAAAUCACAGUAUAGAGAACGAAAAGAGAGAAUGAGUAUUGUUCAAACCGCAAUUAAAGAGUACAACGAUCUUGUCUGCAUCCCUGACGACAAUGAUGAAAUUCAGCCAUCAGACCAGGAACACCAACCUGAACAAAUUCAAAUUGUUCUACCAGUUGCUGAGAGACUGAAGAAGCUUGUCCGCACCAAAGUUCAAAUUGAAAGUUUUGCCCCAGUUCAAUUCAGGAAUGUGAGUUGCCAGGUGUCGCCAGAUGCAAAUAAUAUGGGGUGCCAGACAAAGACAUACUUCAGAUCAGAAUCGGUGCAGUGUACGCUUAUUGGUGACCAGUUCGUCCACAUGCCUGCUGAUCUACCAACUCAAACUGACACCAGCAGCAGUGCAGAAGCCACACCCAUGCCUUUAACCCAUCCUCCAGCACCAAUUCCCACCACUCCACCUCCCACACCAAGUAGCCCGACUGUACCAUUGUCAUCAACACCAAAUCCAAAGAGGAAACGAAAUGAAAGUUUCACUGAUGCUGAUUUGGACCAGUCCUUUUCUUUCAUUGACUGCCAGAAGAAGGAUCCUACUUGGAACCCUAAUAUGUCUUUUGGAGAACAUGAUGAAUCCUACAACAGCCCCGAUAAUGGUGACAGUGAGUUUGUGAAGUUGUAUGUUGUUUCGGAGAAGAAGCUCUUGCACCUCUUUAAGAUCUGCCAGAAGUGUGGACAUAGUGGAGCAGAGGCAAAUGUUGCUUCAAUGAAUGGCACUCUUGUCACCAUUUCUCAGCAUUGUCUGAGUUGUGAUGAAAAUACAAGAUGGAGUAGCCAGGAAAUGAUUGGGACUUAUCCCUCUGGCAACAUUUCUCUAUCCACGGCACUUCUUUGUUCUGGCAGUAUUCCCAGCAAAGCUGUCAGAAUGUUAAAGUUUUGGGGUGUACAGGGCUUUACUAUUCCGACAUUCAUCAUGCAUCAGCGCAAAUUCCUAAACCAGGCUGUCCGCAACUGCUGGGAGGAUGAAUACAUCCGUGUACUGUCUAAGCUUGACGAUGGUGUCCAACUUUCUGGUGAUGCCAGGUGCGACUCCAUGGGGCACUGCGCCAAAUACGGGAGCUACACUCUGCACAACACAACGGACAAUGUUAUAGUGUGCACAGAGCUUGUGGUGUCGACUGAACCUGACACAAAAAAGAGUGCAGCGAUGGAAGUCUUAGGACUCUCACGCGCUCUGGAUUUCCUUGACGCAGCACUGCCACACCUAAAAAUUGAGUUGACUACCGAUGGUCACACAGGCGUAGCCAAACAUGUACGGGAAGAAUGGCCUGGCAAGGUAACCCACUACCUUGACAUAUGGCAUGUGGCAAAAGGCAUAAAGAAAAGGCUCGCGAGUUUGGCAAAAAAGACACCAGAUGUGAAAUGUUGGCAGAGGAGCAUAAUAAACCAUUUGUAUUGGAGUGCAGUGACUAGUAACCAUGAUGGUAGCCUGAUAGUUGCAAAAUGGUCCUCACUGGCAAACCACAUUGUCAACAAGCACGAUCACGAAAAUGAGUUGUUUCCAAGGUGUGCUCAUGGAGCAAUUACCCCAAGACGCUGGCUUCAUCCAGCUUCAGAAGUAUAUGACAUACUAUGUCGGCAAAUUCUACAGAACAAGGUCAUCUUGAAAGCUGUUUCAAGGUUGAGUUCAGAUGGUCAAACAUCUGGACUCGAAGGUUUCCACAGUACAGUAAACCAUUUUGCACCAAAAAUGUACCACUUUGGGUACCAGGGGAUGAAAAGCAGGCUAGAAAUGGCUGCAAUCCACUUCAAUGAAAAUGGCGGGAAAAAUCAGAAGAAAACUCGUGAUGGAAACCUGUCCUACAACAUCAGGUACCCCAAAAGCCGUGGAGGCCAGUACAUUGUGGUGCCAGUUAUGAACAACCCAACAUAUGGAUAUGUCGAUACAGUCCGAACAGAAGUUUUCCAACUUGUCAGGAGUGGGCAAACAUAUGAAAUCAAUGAUGACCCCCCUUCACUUUGUUCAGGACAUGCACGCCCAGCAUCAAAAGACAUUGCCAUUGCUGAACAUCGAGCACAUGCACGUUUCAAGAACACACAAAACUAGAUAGUGCAAAUUAUGAUAGUGACAUUCUUAUUUCCUUCUUGAUGACAAGCACGAGUUACAUCAUUUGACAGAGACUGAAUCCAUAUUAUAUUAAGCAAUGUUUGGAAUAGACGAAACUGUUUGAAAAUGCAUGUACAAAGUAUUGUUUGUAGUAUUGUUUGAACAAAUUGCCAACUAAGUGUUAUGUGCUGCUGAAGCUGAUGCUUAAAAUAACAGAUCCCUUUUAUAUAACACACACAGAAUUCUGAACUCGCCCAUUGUGGUCAUUGCUUUUACUCAAUGUCUAUGGCAUCUUGGAAUCCAACAAAUUGAAAAUUUUCUUCAA
Molecule: messenger RNA, 2468 nt
Organism: Lineus longissimus
Lineage: Eukaryota; Metazoa; Nemertea; Pilidiophora; Heteronemertea; Lineidae
Exons: 9
Coding region: 95-2143 (682 amino acids)
Source: RefSeq, a predicted model, not a curated record